This is a messenger RNA of Mollisia scopiformis, 2390 nucleotides long. RefSeq names its product isomerising glucosamine-fructose-6-phosphate aminotransferase. Gene Ontology annotation, molecular function: carbohydrate derivative binding; L-glutamine:D-fructose-6-phosphate transaminase (isomerizing) activity. Gene Ontology annotation, biological process: fructose 6-phosphate metabolic process; UDP-N-acetylglucosamine metabolic process; protein N-linked glycosylation. NCBI's taxonomy places the organism in Eukaryota, Fungi, Ascomycota, Leotiomycetes, Helotiales, Mollisiaceae. The record is from RefSeq and is a predicted model, not a curated record. The coding region runs from base 171 to 2324 and encodes 717 amino acids. The transcript is spliced from 4 exons.
CCCUCAUUUCUUCUACCUCCUGCGUGCCAAAUUUUUGGGAAUCGUAUCGGAGCUCAAGGACUCGUCUCGUCAAAGAGAAAGGAGGUUCCAGCUGAACCAAUUGCUCCUCCGCCCCAAAGAAUGCUAUUGAAUACUGUGCUAACUAGUCAAUAGUUGUGAGAAUACCCUUCAUGAAUGACGACUAUUCUCCUCGAUUCGAGCUCGACCAUAGUUUCCUAAGAACAUGGCUAACGUAUAGACCAGAUCUCGUUGAGAAGGACCGACGAUUCAUCCUAGACACCUUGGUCAAUGGCCUUUCCCGACUUGAAUACCGUGGAUAUGACAGUGCUGGUCUUGCCGUCGAUGGCGACAAGAAGAACGAGGUCUUUGCUUUCAAAGAGGUUGGCAAGGUGGCCAAAUUGAGACAACUCAUCGAGGACGAGAAGCCAGACUUCACCAAGGUCUUCGAUUCACACGCUGGUAUCGCACACACUAGAUGGGCUACCCAUGGCCCUCCCUCGAGAGUCAACUGUCAUCCUCACAGAUCCGACCCAAAAUGGGAGUUCUCUGUUGUACACAAUGGAAUCAUCACCAACUACAAGGAAUUGAAGACUUUGUUGACUGCCAAGGGAUUCAAAUUUGAGACUGAGACGGAUACGGAAUGUAUUGCCAAGCUCGCCAAAUACUUGUACGAUCAACACCCAGAUGUCGGAUUCACGGAUUUGGCAAAGGCUGUCAUCAAGGAGUUGCAAGGUGCCUUCGGUCUCUUGAUGAAGUCCGUCCACUACCCACACGAAGUUAUUGCCGCCAGAAAAGGUUCGCCUCUGGUCAUUGGUGUCAAGACACAAAAGCGUAUGAAGGUCGACUUUGUCGAUGUCGAAUUCAGCGAGGAUGGACCUCUACCAGCUGAGCAAGCAUCGCAGAACGUGGCUAUGAAGAAGUCGAACGUCGGAAACUUCCUUUCCGCCCCUGGAAGCCUUCUCGCCCCGCCGGACAAGUCGCUUUUGCACAGAUCACAAUCGCGAGCCUUCAUGACAGACGAUGGAGCCCCUAUGCCAGCCGAAUUCUUCCUCUCUUCUGACCCUUCUGCUAUUGUUGAGCACACAAAGAAGGUCAUGUACCUCGAAGAUGACGAUAUCGCACACAUCCAUGAGGGUUCUCUGAACAUCCACAGACUUACCAAGGCUGAUGGCUCCUCAAACGUCCGUAACAUCCAGACUCUUGAACUCGAGCUUCAAGAGAUCAUGAAGGGCAAAUUUGACCACUUUAUGCAAAAGGAAAUUUUCGAGCAACCCGAGUCCGUCAUCAAUACUAUGAGAGGUCGUCUUGAUCUCGAAAACAAGGUGGUCACUCUCGGUGGUCUGCGAUCAUAUAUUUCAACCAUUCGACGAUGCCGAAGAAUCAUUUUCAUUGCCUGCGGAACGAGUUACCACUCCUGCAUGGCAGUUCGUGGUGCAUUUGAGGAGCUUACUGAGAUUCCAAUUUCAGUCGAAUUAGCUUCAGAUUUCCUCGACAGACAAGCUCCUGUCUUCCGCGACGACACCUGUGUUUUCGUUUCACAGUCUGGUGAGACUGCUGAUUCUCUCAUGGCUCUCCGCUACUGCUUGGAGCGAGGUGCGUUGACCGUCGGUAUUGUCAAUGUCGUUGGUUCUUCCAUCUCUCUCCUGACCCACUGCGGUGUGCACGUUAACGCUGGUCCCGAAAUUGGUGUCGCAUCGACCAAGGCAUACACUUCUCAAUUCAUUGCUAUGAUCAUGUUCGCGCUCUCAUUGAGCGAGGAUCGCGCUUCCAAGCAAAAGAGACGAGAAGACAUCAUGGAAGGUCUCGGCAAGAUUUCUUCCCAGAUCAAGCACAUCUUGGAGCUUGACCAACCUAUCAAGGAGCUCUGCGCUAGAACCUUCAAGCACCAGAAGAGUCUUCUGCUUUUGGGCAGAGGUAGUCAAUUCUCUACUGCUUUGGAGGGUGCUUUGAAGAUUAAGGAAAUUUCCUACCUUCAUUGUGAGGCUGUCAUGUCUGGAGAGUUGAAGCACGGUGUCUUGGCUCUGGUAGACGAGAACCUCCCAAUCAUCAUGAUUCUCACUCGUGAUGAUAUCUUCGCCAAGUCUCUCAAUGCUUACCAACAAGUCAUUGCACGCAGUGGAAAGCCUAUCGUUAUUUGCAACGAGGGCGAUGAGGAAUUCAAGACUGGCAAGGCCGAGACCAUCGAGAUCCCCAAGACAGUCGACUGCCUGCAAGGUCUCCUCAACGUCAUCCCUCUUCAACUCAUGGCCUACUGGCUUGCAGUUGCUGAAGGCUUGAAUGUUGACUUCCCUCGAAAUUUGGCCAAGUCUGUCACUGUGGAGUAAAGUGGUAGAUUUCCGGUCUUUGUUUUUGCUUAUUAGCGUACUCAGGUAUGGGAAAAUGGUUACGGC